AUGCGGAUAAUCAGAAGAGAUGACUUUGAGGAUCUUCUAGGCGGCAACUUCGACGCGGCGACCGAGUUCAAGCAGUACAAAGAACCCAGCUAUCUCGAGGAGGCCGUGGCCGCCGAAAACGCCACAGAGUCGCUGAAGAAGAGCUCCUUUUUCAGCAAAUUGGCCCAGCCGCUGAAAUACACGUUUGAGAAGAAGGACUUUGUGAUACUGGUCUUUCUGAUUGCCUGUUUCGUAACUCUGCUGGCCGUCUUCUGCGGAGCUGUCUAUUUUGGUUACCGAGAGUACAGUCUUCUUCUCAGGCGGGUCAAUCUUUACGAAAAAGACGUCACAUCCUGCGACGACGACGAAGAGCUUGACGAGGAGUCCAAGCCGCGGAGCGCAUACAGCGGCGCCACGCUGCGGGAGGCGUCCAACAGAGCAUCUGCUUUUUCGCCGGGCCCAGCACGCAACCUGGCCAAAGCCAGUCUUGCUUUUCCCGACGCCGAGCAACACACGCCAGCGGUCACGCGGACACUCAACUCCUGGAAAGACUCUCUACACAAGAUCUCCAAGCGCGGCACGCCCAAGGGUGUACCAGGCAAACCGUCUGCCUCUACGCAGUUCUCUGCGCCGAUCGACGGCGGAUACAUGCCGACCUGGUCGUCGAUGAUCGACUCGAAACUCUCUCCCAUCGACGUCGUCCACGGCAGCGUUUCGCCCGAUGCCGUGAAAAAUACGGCCACCAGCGAGGCUGCGCCCGAGACGUCCUGUCUUGUGAACGAUGACAGAUCCCUGGUGGAGCAGUCCGCAGACAACACCCGCUUUAUGAGCAUCUACGAACAGUACUCCCCAGAAGCAGACGGCCACCUCGAACAUGAGCCCAAGAGAGUGUACACCAUGGUUCAGCUCUACGAGCUAGAACCUUUGGACCUGAUCCAGGAGUUUGUUGACGGAGACGACAAUAAAUUGCUAGCUACAGACAUUUUGUUUCCUAAGAAACCGCUCUACUCGGAGAGCUCGGUUGUGGAGAUUGAAAAAGAGCUGACAAUGAUUCGGCUGAACCUGUUCAACUGCUCUUUGGACACAGCCUCCAAAGUGCUCGAGAUCAUCAAGUUUUUGGCCAACUCGUUCGGGCUCCAAAAAUUCAAUAACCCGCGCAUAUUCCUCAUGUCGUACGGCAUGCUGAUCGAGCAGCUGGUGGAAUCGGACUUCAUCAUCAAUGAUAACGAGAUACCGACAAUUCUGGUUGGCGCCUUCAUCGAGAUCGUGGUCAAGUACAGCGUGUGCUGCUGGAAAUAUCCCGCGUCCAGACAUCUGAAGGUCGACAGGAAGUUUGCCGCCUGGAAGAUGACUCCCCACGUUCCUCCGCAGUACAAAGUGUUCAAAUACAUUUGCACGCUGAUCAAGUCGGGAUACAAGACCGACCUACUUGGAGAGGUCCUGAUAUUCUUUUCCACACCACCAACACCUCACAACCUCAUAUAUUUGCUUCCGGAGUCCGAGCUGGAGAAUUAUAAGAACCCCGAGGUUUUGGAGCUCAUGGCUUAUUUGAGAGAACAGAUACAGGAAGAACACAGCGACUGCUGCGGUUCCACGUCAUUUUUGGGCGCAACCUCGCCAGCAUACUCUGAGUAUGAGGCCUUUUUGCAAUCGCGGGUCCCCAGAAAACCAACGAGCCCGAGACGUGCGCUUCCGGGCGCAUUUGCACGCGAGACAAACAACCUUGACACCGCCAGAGAGCCUUUGUAG
Molecule: messenger RNA, 1728 nt
Organism: Ogataea polymorpha
Lineage: Eukaryota; Fungi; Ascomycota; Pichiomycetes; Pichiales; Pichiaceae
Exons: 1
Coding region: 1-1728 (575 amino acids)
Source: RefSeq, a predicted model, not a curated record